This is a messenger RNA of Uranotaenia lowii, 605 nucleotides long. RefSeq lists its product as uncharacterized. The transcript has 4 exons. The record is from RefSeq and is a predicted model, not a curated record. NCBI's taxonomy places the organism in Eukaryota, Metazoa, Arthropoda, Insecta, Diptera, Culicidae. Bases 164 to 571 code for a protein of 135 amino acids.
AGGGCUAUUCCGUGAGACUUGGUUGGAGUCGGGUCAGUCACAACAAUAAAAAGCCACCCGCUGCUGAUUGACGGCACAAACAGUUUGCGUUCAUUCGUCGGGUCGCCCUCUAAUUUUCUCUUGAAUCAAUUGCCGUUUUACUGCGCCACCAGUCUGUGACACCAUGAAUAAGCUUUUCAUCGGAGUUCUGUUUGCCCUGGUUGGGACCAUUCUGGCCGCUCCCUCGCAGCUCGAUGGAGAGCGCGAUGUUGCCGAAUGCUUUGAGGAAAUUUUGCAAAUGCUGGAGCGGGAAAACGUGGAAGAGCUAGCCGAUGUCAUUGUGGAUGCACGGGCAACUUUCGCCGGGCUACUGGAACGCCAUCGCCGUUGCCAGGAACUGCCCCGAGAUGAUCCUCCGACACGUCUGCAGCAAGCGGCCAUCGAUGCGUGCGAAAACGCCUGGCGCCUGAGUGUGGCCUUUGAACUGGCCCGUCUUUCGGCUGCCAUUGCUCCGCACGUUUCGAACAGCCGCGAUUUGAUCGAUACCUUCCAGGAGUGUUCCGGAAUCGAGCUGGAGCGACCGGCUGCCUGAUCAUCGGGUUUAUGAGUUGUGGAUGGGCUUUGAA